AUGGAAGUCUUGAGGCUAGCCAGAGGAAGGAAGGCAUGGGCGGGGGCGGCGGCGGCGGCGGCGGCGGCGGCAGCGGCGGUAUGGCUUGGUAAAGGACGAUGUCAGCCCCCGGGCAGCACAGGCGAUGCCGAGUUGCCGCCGCCGCCGCAACCGGCACCGCCGCCGCCGAGGUUUGGGAAGCGCAUCGCGGUGCUGAGCAUCGACGGCGGCGGGAUACGCGGUCUCAUCCCGAUGGUCGUCAUCGCCUCCCUCGAGAAAGAGCUCCAAAAGCUGGACGGGGAGAACGCCCGGAUCGCGGACUACUUCGACAUGAUCGCCGGCACGAGCACCGGCGCCCUGAUCGCGGCCAUGUUGGUGACGCCGAAAGAUGAUAAGACGGAGCGGCCAAGGACUGCCGAGGAGAUCAAGGACGUCUACCUCGAAUUGGGGCCCAAGAUCUUCCCUCCCAUGAGCCGGGCUUGGAAGUUCCUACUCAUGUUUUGCGGGCCCAUCUACAAACCCACGCCCCUGCACGACAAGAUCAAGGAGAUCACCGGUGACCUCAGACUCGACCAGACCCUGACCACGAUCUUGGUGCCGGUGUUCGACGUCCGGAGGCUCUUCCCCAGGGUUCUCUCCUCGUACAAGCCUCGUGGAAAGCAUAGGGAGGGAGAGAUAAGACCGAAGCUGUCAGACGUCUGCAUCGGCACGACGGCCGCGCCGACCUACUUCCCGGCGCAUGAAUUCCAAGGCUACCGCCGCCAAGCGAACGGACAGCGAGUUAUCGCCGCGCGGUACCACCUCAUCGACGGCGGCGUGGGCACCAACAACCCCACCAUGGAGGCCAUAACGAAGGUCGCCAGCGAGCUACUGUGCGAGAACCCGGACUUCCCUCGCCUCACUAACAACGUUGUCGACUUCACCAAGUACGUCGUCAUCUCCGUCGGGACCGGAUCUUUCAAGGAGGAUAUGAUGGAGGUGUACACAGCCAAGGAAUGCGCCAGGUGGAACGCCCGCCAGUGGGCCUUCGACCUCUGGCGUGCCCGCAGCCCUAUCGCCGACGUGUUCACCCACGCCAGCAACUUCCAGGUCGACUUUAACGUCGCCAUGCUCUUUCACAGUCACGGGUGCGAGAGAAACUACCUCCGCAUCCAAGCUAUGGUGGAUCCUUCAUUGAACAAUUUGUCAAUGGACAACGCCACUGCGGAGAACAUGAACAAGCUGAUCAAUAUCGGCAAGGGCCUGCUGACGGAGCCGCUAGCCAGGGUGGACAAAAGUACGGGGAUGUACAGGAUGGCCGAGAAGCCUGAUGUGGGGGAGCGCCCUACAAACCAGGAGGAGCUCGAGCGCUUCGCCAAGAUCCUCUCCGAAGAGCGCAUGGGGCGCCUUGAGAACAAACAAAGAGAAGAAGCGCCACAAGCAGCAAUAUAAAUUAGAAGCCUAAUUUAUUUGGCAAUCUUUACUCGCGUUUCUUCGGUUAGUUGCUGGGGUUUUGGCUACACCUUGAAUUCAAUAAGCUUGUUUACCUUGGGUUGUUAUUUUUUCUUAAUUUAUUUACUUCAGUAUCA
Messenger RNA from Panicum hallii, 1547 nucleotides. Its product is annotated as patatin-like protein 2. NCBI's taxonomy places the organism in Eukaryota, Viridiplantae, Streptophyta, Magnoliopsida, Poales, Poaceae. The coding region runs from base 1 to 1410 and encodes 469 amino acids. The record is from RefSeq and is a predicted model, not a curated record. Gene Ontology annotation, biological process: lipid metabolic process. The transcript is spliced from 4 exons. Gene Ontology annotation, molecular function: monoacylglycerol lipase activity; glycerophospholipase activity.